CGCUCAUUCUCAACCGCAUCAUAUCAUUUUGAAAGCUUUUGCUUUCGUCCUUUCGUUUCUGUUCUGUCGCUCCUUUCCUUAACUAUGAGAUCCCUCGUAUAUUGGGCGGCUCUUUUGCCGCUCCACUCUCUCAACGUCCUUGCAAAUGCACCAGAAGAGGCGGACGUUAUCAUUGAGGUCACCACGACAAGAACAGUGACCGUGUGUCCUCUCACAGAGUUCCACACCUGCGAAGCCGAUGUUCUUCCAACGGCUAUUCUUCCAUGGGAAGAUUGGACCAACACUCCUAGCGGAUCUGCGGCCACCACCACAACGUCAAAGGGAAGCGAUCACUCAGGUAGCUGGGGAACACCGACCGGAUCUUCAUUCCCCGGCUCUGGAAGUACUACUUCUGGCACUGGCUACUGGACCACCACCGCAGGCCCUGGCAGCGUGACCUCGACUUCCACGUCUGUACACUAUGGCAACAGCACAACGACUUCCACCCUUACUUCGACCACCACCUCUGCUUGUCUCAAUUCGACGGCAACUUCUGCUGUCAGCCUCGAAACGCCUCGAUGCAACAGCCCAGAACACAGAGGUGACUGGUGCCACGGCAAGUCUAUCGAUGAUGACACCCACCGCACCUUCUUCACCGGGCAAACCAAGAAGUACACUUUGACGAUCACCGAAGAAAACAUUAACUAUGACGGCACCUUUAAGCCCUCUUUCGCUGUCAACGGCCAGUCGCCCGGUGAGGCUAUCGUCGCUAACUGGGGUGACAUGGUCGAGGUCACUGUGGUCAAUGGGUUGACCACCAACGCCACGACAAUCCACUGGCAUGGUAUCAGACAGCUUGGCACCAAUGACCAGGACGGUGUGCCUGGUGUCUCCGAAUGUGGUAUUGCCCCCGGUGCCUCCCGCGUCUACAAGUGGCACGCGAGUACCUACGGAACUGGAUGGUAUCACUCCCAUGCCUUGUCUCAAUAUGGCGCUGGUUGCCGUGGCCCGGUCAUCAUUCAUGGACCUGCCACCGCGGACUACGACCUCGAUAUGGGCACAGUCAUGAUUGACGAGGCCUUCAACCAGACCAUUUUCCAGAUGGCCUACAACAUCGCCAGAAUUCGAGGUGCCUUGCCACCAUCUACCAACUACUUGCUCAACGGCAAGAACAAGUCCCCGGAUGGCACAACAGGUGAGAGCGCGCAAUGGACCGUCAAGAAGGGAAAGAAGCAUCUUUUCCGUAUCAUCAACAGUUCUGCUCAAACUGCCUAUGCUGUGCACUUUGAUUAUCACAAAAUGAAGGUGAUUUCGGCCGAUUACACUCCAAUCGUCCCAUACGAGACGGAUAUCCUGUACAUCCAAAGUGGUCAGCGGUACAAUGUUAUUGUUGAGAUGAACCAGCCCGAUGGAGCCUAUUUCCUACGAGCAGUAACACAGACUGGUUGCGGUGUGCAGAGCUUGAACAACGGCCUCGGCACUUCCAACGGUAUCUUCAGCUAUGAAGGUUCUUGCUCCACGCCCAAAUCAGACAAUUUCACCAUCGUCACUGCUGGCGACUGCAAGGAUGAACCACUGGCGAAUCUCAUUCCUCACGAUGCCAAGUCUGCCGGCUCGGUUGCCGAGUUCCAGGAUACCGUCAAACUUCUCCCUGGCGGCAACGCAGGCUCACAGGUUUUCGGUGAAUACGGUUCGGUCAUCAGAUGGUUCCUGGGCGGCUUGAUGGAUCUCGCGAACAACAGCGCCACUCCAGCGGCCAACAAGGCCAUCAAUGUCACUUACGAUGAGCCAACCUUGAAGACACUGGCUACUCUGCCAGGUUUGGCGUACAACAGCUCGUUCUUCGGCAACACUGCUGUCCUCGACGGCCCUGCAAAUUCUUGGGUCUACUUCGUCAUUCAGAACAACUUCCAGACAUCGCACCCCAUGCAUUUGCACGGUCAUGACUUUUCGGUGCUUGGUCAAGGACGAGGUGUCUUCACAUCCGACAUGAUUGGCCAGCUCAAUUUCCAGAACCCGGUACGACGAGAUACUGUUUUGCUCUUCGGUGGCGGCACCCCACAGGCAUUUAUCUCUGGCUGGACAGUCAUCGGCUUCGAGACUGACAACCCCGGCGCCUGGCUCAUGCACUGCCACAUUAUCUGGCACGCCGAUGGUGGUAUGGGCCUUCAAUUCCUUGAGAGACCCGAUGAGAUCGAUGCCGUCAGAUACUACAAUGCGGAUUUCAAGAACGAGUGCUCGGCCUACGAGACAUAUGAGGACGCUGGUCACGGCAGACAUCCCUAUGAGUCCGGUGUCAAGAGACGACAUCUGCAGGCCCACAAAAACUCGCACAUGAACGUCGUCCGAAAGUUUUGAGGUGGUCCAGGGAUAUAUGACGAUUGGCACGGGCCAACUUGGAAAUACUUGAUAUUCGUGACGUGAACGCAAUGGAACGCCAGCAUCGGGAACCCUGUAUGCAGUAUAAUUUGUCCUUCUGGUGCAUUCUCUUUUUUGGAUAACUAAUUCACACUCCUUUGUACAGUA
This is a messenger RNA of Exophiala xenobiotica, 2505 nucleotides long. RefSeq lists its product as uncharacterized. Bases 85 to 2337 code for a protein of 750 amino acids. The record is from RefSeq and is a predicted model, not a curated record. Gene Ontology annotation, molecular function: copper ion binding; oxidoreductase activity. NCBI's taxonomy places the organism in Eukaryota, Fungi, Ascomycota, Eurotiomycetes, Chaetothyriales, Herpotrichiellaceae. The transcript has 4 exons.